AUGCCCCAUCUUUUGUACGCUAAUGAUGGGGCAUCUUUGUCAAAAACAAGCUGUGGAAACAGCCAAUCUUCCAAGUCUACCGAACGAACUCAUACGUUGGAAAUUACCAAAAAGACCGCGCGAGAAAUAAUAGCAAGACUUGAAUCUUUGGAGGAAGAAAUCCGAGGAAUGAAAAAUAAAGGUGGUACUCGAGACGGUGAUGAUUUGGAACAGUCUUUUAAUGACGCUUUUGAGGGGAAUGAGGAUGUGGUAUAUAGUCCACAAAAAUCAAAUCCACUUAACGAGGAUGAUCAUGUUGAAGAAGAAAAAAAAAAGGAGGUUGUUGCUAGGGACAUUGUGGAUGCGGAAAAUCAUGUACCCAGGCCUGCUGUUAAAGAAGGUCGUCCGGUUAGGCAAUUGAAACCUUGUCAAUAUCUUAGUUCUCCUUACGUUUCGGUUCAAAAUGCCCCCCGAUAUCGUACAUGUGGGGUAAUACACAACGCACAACCGCCCCCCGUAUUUGUCAGUGAUCCCUCGGCACUUUUUUUGGAACCGUAUGUGAAUCCGGGUUGUAAUGCUCCUGCUCUAUACAUGGCAAACAACCUGGCUGUUUUUUUGAAACAUCGGUUGCACAAUGAAAAAAUGGAAGCAAGGUUUUGGGAUCAGCUUUUUUAUGCAACUGAAAUGGGAUUUUUAGAAGAAGCGGCUUUUGAAUGA
This is a messenger RNA of Lactuca saligna, 696 nucleotides long. The record is from the annotation of a GenBank genome assembly. NCBI's taxonomy places the organism in Eukaryota, Viridiplantae, Streptophyta, Magnoliopsida, Asterales, Asteraceae.